UUGCAGCUGAGGAGGACCUAUUCCCAGGAAAGCCUGGGAAAUUUUUCUCAUCUGGACACAUUGAUUGUCCCUAUGGUGACUGCAGAAGGUCGCCUUGGGGCAUAGGGGAGGCAGUGGAAUGUGUGCAACAGGGGUUGUUUUGUGAUUUUAAGCACCAAAAAUACUUUGUGCAACAUGUUGCUUUUGUGUGUGUGGGGUGAUAUUUAUGACCUCUUCACCUGAUGUCAGCCCACCCAGAGUGCACGAAAAUCACGGAGAGAAAGUGCACGGAGCAGUGGCAGUGAGAAUGAGGCUAUGGGCUGAUCAAAGAGCAAGAGAGAACACAGAGAGAAAGGCAUUCGCGGAGAGAAUUGAGCUUGAAGAUGGAACUUUGACCCCUUUUUUUCUACUACAAAGCUGCUACGCUCAUUCCCUACACACCAUCACGUUUUGCACGGUAUCAGAAAGGAAUUCCAUGUGUGGGGAAAAUUAACAAACUAAUCCCACCGUGAAGCCCGUGUGACAAGAUAGCAAAGAGGGGAGAAAAGUUCCCCUUGUGCGGGAGGAGGAUUGCGUAAUCCGCGGGGGUACAGAGUUCAGCGUGAAGAGAGAAGAGAACAGGAAAGUGUUGCUGGUGUAUUUGUCCCCAUGUGAGGCCAUCAAGUUACCAGCUGGUGGAUUUUAUAGAGUUGUUUGGACGAAUGUAAUUAGCUGGUGCUCUGCUCUGGACGGUCUAUAAGAAGCUGCAUCAUGAGCUGGUUGAAGCAAAUAAAACAAUCAACGCCGAUUCACCUUUGCCUGGCUGUUACCUUCUUCACCUCCGGCCUCGUCAUCAACGCCACACAGCUGGUGCUCUUCGUCACGGUGAAGCCCUUCAAUAAAACCCUCUACCGCUCUCUCAUGUACUACCUUUGCUACUCACUCUACAGCCAAAUUGUGUUCCUCACCGAUUGGUGGUCAAACAGCCGCCUUAUCCUGUACAUUGAUCCAGAGGCCCUGAAGAAGUAUUUUGGGCAGGAGCACGUGAUUAGCCUCAUGAACCACACGUAUGAAAUUGAUUGGCUCAUUGGGUGGUCGUUUUGUGAUAAAAUUCGCGUCCUGGGAAAUUGCAAGGCCUACGCCAAGAAGGUCAUCCAGUUCCUCCCUAUCAUUGGAUGGGCGUGGAAGUUCUCGGAAUUUGUAUUCCUCGAGAGAUCCUUUGACAAAGACAGAGAACUCAUUGGGAGACAAUUGGCCAAUCUUCUCGCCUAUCCAGAUCCCAUAUUUCUUCUGUUGACGCCCGAGGGAACGAGAUUCACAAAGUCCAAGCACGAAGCAUCAGUGAAGUUUGCCAAGGAGAAAGGACUCAUACCUCUUGCUCAUCAUCUCAUUCCACGUUCCCGGGGAUUUACAACGAGUUUACCACACUUAAGGGAUAAAUGUCCGGGGAUUCUUGAUGUUCAGCUGGCAUUUAAAGUUGAUGACAAGAUUGCCCCAACAGUGUCGAAUCUUCUGUGCGGGAGAAGUGUAACGGGGUACAUGUACAUCAAUCGAAUUGACAUGAGGGAAGUUCCGGAGAAGGAAGAGGAGGCCGCAGAGUGGCUUCAGGAGCUCUUCAGGCAGAAAGAUCGAAUGCAGGAGAGUUUCCACAAAACAGGUGACUUUUUCGCCACAUCUGGGGUCCCGCGUGUGCCGCAGCAUGAGUUUAAGCCACGCCUGUCGACACUCCUCAAUACCGCCGGAUGGGCUGUUGUCACCAUCACCCCAAUGACCUACUAUUUGGCCAAAAUGCUCCUCAGUGGCGAGAUACUUUUCUUCUCAAUUGGUGCUGGAAUACUCUUAACUUUCCAUAUUUUGCUGCAAAAGGCAAUUGGGAUGUCGAAAAUCAGCAAAGGAUCAACGUACGGGGCCACCCAGACGAAUCAUCAGUAGGUGCAUCGUACGGGCAGGGGCGCAGGGAGCCUCAGAAAACUGUACAAAAUGUUAUAUAUUUUGUAUGUUCUGUACAAUUUAAUUUUAUUUUCGAUGCGAGCUUCCUUGGAAA
Messenger RNA from Lutzomyia longipalpis, 2002 nucleotides. Its product is annotated as 1-acyl-sn-glycerol-3-phosphate acyltransferase gamma-like. The record is from RefSeq and is a predicted model, not a curated record. Gene Ontology annotation, cellular component: endomembrane system. NCBI's taxonomy places the organism in Eukaryota, Metazoa, Arthropoda, Insecta, Diptera, Psychodidae. The transcript has 6 exons. Gene Ontology annotation, molecular function: 1-acylglycerol-3-phosphate O-acyltransferase activity. The coding region runs from base 730 to 1890 and encodes 386 amino acids.